UCCGGCAAGAUUCGAUCAGUUCCAUACGGUGGGUUCUUGUGUAUCGGGGUGUUAAUCAAAGUAGUUUUCUCAAAUUGUUCAACAAUUAAAAAAAUCAGAACAGCUAAGUGAAAACAACCAUUUUAUAAAACUAAACUUUUGCGUAAAACUGUUUUUCAAAAUAUACUCAUUGUAUGGUGUUAUAUAAAUGAAUUUAGUUAUUUCCCUCAAAGCAUAAUUAUUAUUCCUUAUUGACACAAAGUUUCGAGAAUUUCACUACAGGACAUAAUCAAAGGUCAGUUAGCCCUCCUUUCGGGCUCUGACCAUAGCUCCAAGCUUGAUAUCGUUCUAAUCAACUGCCACGGCGAACCACCCUGGUGACACGAGAUUCAAUAGGCUAAACACCUCAGGCUGCCUCUUCGCUCAUAUUGAAAUAUUCGAUAAACUACAAUAAACUGAACUGCACAUCCCUUUGGCUUACGAUUUUUGAAUCCCUUUGAAAGUACUUGAACGCACAUUCCGUAUUUACAAAAAAAAAGAUGAAAUUCUUCGAACGUGACAACGAAUUAAUCCAAAUUGUGGACGGACUGGUCAAUGUGCCGGCUUUAACCAACAAGUUAACCAACCAGCUGUCCACCGAGGAACCUUUCUACGUGAUGGAUAUAGAUGAGAUUGUCCGUAAGCAUCAAAACUGGAUCGAGAAGAUGCCCCGCGUUGUACCGCACUAUGCCGUUAAAUGCAACGACAACGACGUGGUUUGCGCAACGUUGGCCGCCCUCGGGGCUAGUUUCGAUUGCGCCUCUAAAGGGGAAAUCUCCAAGAUUCUCGGGUUCGGUGUCAGUCCGGAUCGUAUUAUUUUUGCCAAUCCAAUGAAACCGAGCUCGCAUCUGCGUUAUGCCGAUGCCAACAACGUUAAAACUAUGACAUUCGAUAGCGAUGUCGAACUGCACAAAAUCAAAACGAUUAGUCCAGAUGCGAAAUUAGUGCUGCGUAUCCGCUGUGAAGCGGAAAAGGCACUUUGUCCACUGGGUAAGAAAUUUGGCUGUGAUCCGGAGGAGGAAGCUCCUCGCCUGAUCAAGAUCGCUCGAAGUCUCAAUUUAGAAAUAGUUGGUAUUAGCUUUCACGUUGGAUCGGGCUGUGCUGACUUCCCGAUCUAUUUCAAAGCAAUUUCUUAUGCUCGCGACCUGUUUGAUUACGCCAAAACAUUCGGAUAUGAGAUGAAUUUGCUGGAUAUAGGAGGUGGUUUCCCAGGGGAGAAAGGAACGAUUAUAGAUGAAGUCGCGAUGAUCGUCAAUAGCGCUUUGGACAAAUUCUUCCCGGAUAAAUCGAUUCGCAUAAUUUCGGAACCAGGCCGCUAUUACGUUUCUGCGGCUUUUACCUUGAUAACUGCUGUGCAAUCAAAGCGUGUAUGUUUGGACCCUAAAACAAGAGCAAUCGAUCGCAUGAUGUACUAUUUGAACGAUGGGGUAUAUGCUUCAUUCAAUUGUAUUUUAUACGAUCACCAAAUGCCAAAACCAGUACUACUCAGACAACAUGAUGGAAAGAAAUAUAACAGCACUAUAUGGGGACCUACAUGUGAUGCGUUGGACCAAUUAGUCGAAAACAUUCAACUACCAGAGCUUCACAUCGAUGAUUGGGUUAUGUUCGAGAAUAUGGGAGCAUAUACGAUUCCGGUCGCGAGUCCAUUCAAUGGAUUUCCACUACCGAAGGUAUACUGCUACAUAAGCAAGGACACAUGGGAGAUGCUCAACGAUCUGUGUCCAGUUAAUGAAAGCAGUUUUUGUUUCCCGGUUGGAAACGAAAUUACAAUGAACUACGAAGAUAUAGCAUGUGCCUGAAAACCAACAUUACUCAGUGAUAUAUCAAUUAUAACUCAUUCAAAACAAAGUGCGCAUAAAAAUUCAUUUUAUCUCUAUUGUAUUUUCAACAUUUCAAUAUGCGAAGAGGCAGCCUGCAACUGCUAUGUAUAAAGUAAUAAAGUAUUAUUAGAUAAACUACA
Messenger RNA from Malaya genurostris, 1978 nucleotides. Its product is annotated as ornithine decarboxylase 1-like. The coding region runs from base 519 to 1817 and encodes 432 amino acids. Gene Ontology annotation, cellular component: cytoplasm. Gene Ontology annotation, molecular function: ornithine decarboxylase activity. Lineage: Eukaryota; Metazoa; Arthropoda; Insecta; Diptera; Culicidae. The record is from RefSeq and is a predicted model, not a curated record. The transcript has 4 exons.